AUGGAACCCCCAGAAAUCAAGGGGGAAUCAGCUCUUAUCCUCUCCAAAGAUGAAAAGCAAAUGUUAUCAAAAUCUCCUUUUGUAGUAGACAGUAGACACGUAGGUGGGGUGGAGUUGGUGAGGAAUGGAAGAGAUACACAAGAAUCUGAUGCUCUGAAAGAAGACCCGGGGGAUUACGAUACCUUAAUCGGGCAUCAAAAUGGAGGCCCUCGUAUAUCUGCUCUACGCCUGCUGCCAAACCAUCCUAGUCUUCACGGUGGUGGAGGAUCCGAUCUCACCACCUAUCCCUUGCUCGAUUAG
Molecule: messenger RNA, 300 nt
Organism: Hibiscus syriacus
Lineage: Eukaryota; Viridiplantae; Streptophyta; Magnoliopsida; Malvales; Malvaceae
Product: floral homeotic protein DEFICIENS-like
Exons: 3
Coding region: 1-300 (99 amino acids)
Source: RefSeq, a predicted model, not a curated record